Pseudophryne corroboree (corroboree frog) is the source of this 1529-nucleotide messenger RNA. RefSeq names its product dynein axonemal light chain 1 (gene DNAL1). NCBI's taxonomy places the organism in Eukaryota, Metazoa, Chordata, Amphibia, Anura, Myobatrachidae. The coding region runs from base 107 to 685 and encodes 192 amino acids. The transcript is spliced from 8 exons. Gene Ontology annotation, molecular function: dynein heavy chain binding; alpha-tubulin binding. Gene Ontology annotation, cellular component: cytoplasm. Gene Ontology annotation, biological process: outer dynein arm assembly. The record is from RefSeq and is a predicted model, not a curated record.
CUACUCUAUGGUUAUUUCCGGUCGGCGGCCAUAACAGCCGAGUGCGCUUGCGCUGUUGGCUCAGCCGUCUCCUAGCAACCAGGAGAGCGACCGUAGCAACAGAAACAUGGCCAAAUCAACAACUAUUAAAGAUGCAUUAGCCAAAUGGGAGGAAAAGUCUGGACAGAAAGCAGCUGAAGCUAAAGAAGUUAAGCUGUAUGCACAGAUUCCGCCCAUUGAAAAGAUGGAUGCAUCUCUGUCCACACUGGUAAACUGCGAGAAGUUAUCCCUUUCCACCAACUGCAUUGAAAAAAUAGCCAACCUGAAUGGAUUGAAAAAUCUCAGAAUAUUGUCGUUAGGAAGGAAUAACAUAAAGAAUUUAAAUGGAUUGGAAGCAGUUGGUGAAACACUAGAAGAGCUAUGGAUCUCGUACAAUUUAAUUGAGAAGUUGAGAGGAAUGCAUGUAAUGAAGAAGUUAAAAGUUCUCUAUAUGUCCAAUAAUGCAGUGAAAGACUGGGCGGAGUUCGGGAAGCUGGCUGACCUGCCAUGCUUGGAGGAUCUUGUGUUUGUGGGAAAUCCUCUGGAGGAAAAGCACACGCUAGAAAGCAACUGGGUAGAGGAGGCAACUAAACGUCUUCCUAAACUGAAGAAGCUGGAUGGAAAUCCAGUCAUUAAGCAGGAGGAUGAAGAGGGAGACGACGCCUAAGCUUUCAGAGUGUCUUUAUCCUUUUAACUUAUUUAAACCAUUUUAGAAAAACAAAAAAAUACUUUUUAUAAAUGUUCUUUGUAUUUAUAAUGUUUGAAAAUGGUUUCCUUUUUUUAUAUGGUAAAGUAUCUUUGUGGAUUAAAACAGAUUGUAAUCGGAAUUCCAGUGUCUGGAUGAAUCAGGGUCUAUAUCGGCUUUCUUUAUUCGCACAAAAUGGAGGAUGAAUUUAAGGAAGCACAAGUUUUUUAACAGUAUAAUUUUACAAUUAAAGGGUGUUGCAACAAGUUAUAAAAGGUAUACAUUCCGUAAUGUGCGCCUGUCAGAGAAGCACAGAGGAGACAGCCAUUUUGUGGGCAGGGCCAAUAUCCUCAUUGUAAAUUAAAUAGGAAAUGUAGUGGCUGCAUUCACAUAAAUAUUGGUGGAACCCAUCAAAAUGGCCGCUAUUUCUUUCAGUAACUGAGGGGGUACAUUUUAAAUAUAUACUCAAAGUGCACAAAUAACUUUAUAUUUGGUGUAUAAGUAUAAAAUGUGUCAUAGAAUACUAUAGAAAGGAAUCCUAAAGGUUAUUUUUAUGCUUACAGAAAGCGGAAUAAAGAAAGUAUUCCCAGUCUUGGCAGCAGUAGUGGCAUCUGUAUAAUCACAGGUAUUUUGGUUACUGAAUAAGAGAGACUGAAGGUGCUGGUCUGUUACAUUUCUACCCAGCUGCACCGUCCAGCAUUAAAUACCCCUCCCCAUCUUUUAUACACUUCAGUUAUGUAAAAGAAAAAUUUGGGUGCAAUCUUUUCAUAAAUGAUCAGAAAUAUGAAAACUGAGAUUAUGUGUGUUAAAUAAAGUGUUAAAAAUA